Solanum verrucosum is the source of this 765-nucleotide messenger RNA. RefSeq lists its product as uncharacterized. The transcript has a single exon. NCBI's taxonomy places the organism in Eukaryota, Viridiplantae, Streptophyta, Magnoliopsida, Solanales, Solanaceae. The record is from RefSeq and is a predicted model, not a curated record. The coding region runs from base 1 to 765 and encodes 254 amino acids.
AUGACAAAUGAUUCAAUCACUAAGAGAGAAGAUCCUGGAGCAUUCACAAUCCCGUGCACGAUUGGCAUGCUCCAAUUUGCUAAAGCCUUGUGCGAUUUAGGAGCAAGUAUCAACUUGAUGCCCUAUGCAAUAUACAAGCAACUUGGUUUGGGUGAACCAAAGGCAACCACAAUGAGACUCCUCAUGGUUGAUCUAGAAUGUGAGAUCGAUGCUGAAAUUCCCAUUGUUUCGGGAAGGCCAUUCUUAGCUACCGGGAGAGCAUUGGUGGAUGUCGAAAGCGAAAAAUUGAAGUUCCGUGUGAAUGAUGAUGAAGUGACCUUCAAUAUUUGUAAGUCCAUGAAGCAACCAAGUAACAUCCAUAUGGUGUCCACUGAGGAUGUGAUAGAUAAGGCAAUGGCAAGUAUGAGUCAUUUAAUGCGCAAGAAUGAUCCCAUUGAAUUUGUGCUUGCUAAUUAUGAUGACUCCAAAGUUCAGGGUUACGAGGAAGUGGUAGCUGCUUUAUCAAGAUUAGGAUCAUAUUCAAGGAAUCCAAUCAAAUUGGAUAUCGAUUUGAAAAAUAGAGAAAGUCCCCCUGCUAAACCAUCAACAGAAAAACCACCGAAUUUAGAGUUAAAAGCCCUACCCUCUCAUCUCAAAUAUGCCUUCUUAGGAGCCAAUAAUACUCUACCGGUAAUUAUCACCGCCAAUCUGCUUGAAGGGCAGGUGAAAUUGCUCAUUAAAGUACUUCGAAAGCAUAUAAAAGCUAUUGGAUGGGCAACGAUAUAG